CAAAUUCUCGGCCUUUGCCCAUCGUUCGCCGGUCGUUUCACGCCUUGCAAAACUCAUAAGGACGAUCUCGUUUUAAUCUUCAAGGCGUAAACCCCGAAAAAGUCAAUCGGCUUGAUCGAAGAUCCGAGAGAAUUCUGGGUCAAUGGCAUCUUCUUCGGAUUCAUGGGUGAGAGAGUACAAUGAAGCGUUAAAACUGUCCGAGGAUAUCAAUGGCAUGAUAUCGCAACGGAGUUCGUCGGCUGUAUCGGGGCCUGAAGCUCAACGUCAUGCCUCUGCAAUACGAAGGAAGAUCACGAUACUUGGGACGCGAUUAGACAGUCUGCAAUCCCUUUUAGCUAAGAUUCCGGGGAAGCAACCUAUUUCGGAGAAAGAGAUGAAUCGCCGAAAGGACAUGAUUGGAAAUUUGAGAUCAAAAGCAAAUCAGAUGGCAUCUGCUUUGAACAUGUCCAACUUUGCAAACAGAGACAGCUUGCUUGGGCCAGAAAUUAAGCCAGCCGAUGCCAUGAGCAGAGUUUCUGGCAUGGACAACCAAGGAAUUGUUGGUUUUCAGCGUCAAGUUAUGAGAGAGCAAGAUGAAGGGCUUGAGAAGUUGGAGGAGACAGUCAUGAGUACAAAACACAUUGCAUUGGCUGUUAAUGAGGAGCUGGACCUGCAGACACGGCUUAUCGAUGACUUAGACUACCAUGUGGAUGUUACUGACUCCCGCUUACGGCGAGUGCAGAAGAGCCUCGCCUUCAUGAACAAGCGGAUGAGAGGAGGAUGCUCAUGCAUUUCCAUGCUCUUAUCGGUUAUUGGGAUUGUGGUUCUGGUCGUUGUGAUUUGGCUGCUGGUUAAAUACUUGUAAUGGCAACAAGGAAAAAACAUAUGGGCUUCCUCUUGUUCUCGUGGUUCUAUCCAUAUUCCUCUCCUUGUGUUUGUGCUCUCUCCUGUUUUCCUUGUGAUUCCCUCUUCUGUGAGACCAAUUAUGUAGCGUGCAAGAACACUCAAAAAAGUAUAUAUAAUGUGUAAUGGUUUUCACAUC
This is a messenger RNA of Tarenaya hassleriana, 1021 nucleotides long. Its product is annotated as syntaxin-51. The transcript is spliced from 6 exons. Gene Ontology annotation, molecular function: SNAP receptor activity; SNARE binding. Gene Ontology annotation, biological process: intracellular protein transport; vesicle fusion. The record is from RefSeq and is a predicted model, not a curated record. Gene Ontology annotation, cellular component: membrane; SNARE complex; endomembrane system. NCBI's taxonomy places the organism in Eukaryota, Viridiplantae, Streptophyta, Magnoliopsida, Brassicales, Cleomaceae. The coding region runs from base 143 to 844 and encodes 233 amino acids.